Molecule: messenger RNA, 1491 nt
Organism: Didymodactylos carnosus
Lineage: Eukaryota; Metazoa; Rotifera; Eurotatoria; Philodinida; Philodinidae
Source: the annotation of a GenBank genome assembly
AUGUUUAGUCAAUUAACUCGUACCGUUUAUCAUGCACAUCGAUCACCACACGAAAAUGUGAAAAAUAAUCAUUAUUCUUAUCAACAACCAAAAUCAUCAACACCUAAACAGUGUACAACGAAUGAUUCUUGUUCACCAUUUCUAGUUCGUAAAAUCCAAUCAACUCCAUCACAUGAACAUCCGCAUACUAUGAAAAUGUCUCGUAGUGAAAUACCAACAACAACUACACAUGAACUAAAAAAACUUUUAGACGAAAAAAGUCAAACAAUUGUUGAUUUACGAUUAUUUAUCGAUGAAUUAGAACAACGUUUUAAUCGUAAAGAAAAAGAAUUAUUAAAACGUAUUAACGUAUUGUACAAUGAAUUACAAUAUAAAUCAAAAAAAUUACAACAUAUCAUAUAUAAGCACUCAACACUAAAAUAUGCCAGAAAGCUUGAAAGUAAUACUCAAGAUGGAUCUGAAAUUCAAUCAUUAUUACAAAAACAGCAAACGUACAUUCAACCAAUAACAAAUACUACAAGCAAAUGUGUACAAACAGAUGAAAUUGAGAGUAAAAUUAUAUUUUGUGAAAAUUGUCAAACUUCACUUUGUGUAAAUGAAAAAACAAUAGUCAAAUAUUCACCAACACUCCAAAUUGUGUUAGAAAAAAAAGAUGUACAAGUUAAUGAUUUUCAACAAGAAUCUCCUGUCGAACACAUCGAGGAAGAUCCAAAAUAUUAUGUAUUACAAUCUGAUUAUUGUGAACAACAUGUUAGUCCCGUUACAUUAGAUGAAUCUGUCAAAUCUCCUGUAUCAACAACUGAUCGUUCUUUAUCCUCUACACAUUCAUCAACAUCAACAUCAUCUAAUCCACAAAAACAAAAUGAAAGUAGUUCAAGUGCCUAUAAUACGGCUGAAAGUUUACAAAGUUUUUAUUCGGAUGAAAUUGAAAAUUUGGAACGUGUUUUAAAUGCAUCAUCAGUUAUGUAUACUCGACCAUCAAAUUUACAACAUACAAUUGCAUUACAAGAAGAAUUAUUUCGUCAACGUUUACGUUUACGUGGUAUUCAUUUGACUGAAACAGAUUCUCCUGAUCAACAACAACAAAAUAUAGAUGAAAAAAGUGAUCAUAUUUAUGAUAAUAUUGAAAGUUCAAAAGAAAGUGAUAGUAGUGAUAUUGAACAACAUUUUAUAUUACAUCCACCGCAACGAAAACGUUCAAAUACAGACUAUUAUAGUUUAAAUAAACGUCGUUUAAGACAUUAUAAUUGGCAAUCAAAAUAUAUGGUAAAAAAAUCAAAUAUUAUAAGAAGAAAUAAUAGUACGAAUGUGAAGGGAUAUGUUCCCAGUAAUGAAAAUUGCAAACAAAAUGACAGAAAGAUAAAUGAAGAUGACUAUGUAAAAUCAAAUUCAAAAAAUAUUUCACAGAAGAUGAAGAAAAAUUUUGUUAAAUCGAAAUAUGGAAUGAUGAAAAAUAUAAAUGAACCAUUAUUGACUGUGACAAUUACCUGA